AUGUCUUGUGAAAGAAUAGCACAGCUCUCUGGCCAUCUCUCGAGCGCCGAGAAGAAACCAAUGCCACCCUACGAAAUUCUUGAACAGCCGCUUGGCAAUACCAGACACAUCAGAAUUGUCAAUAUCGGAGCGGGCAUGAGUGGCAUCAACAUGAUUCGCACCCUUCGUUUGCACCUCACAGACUUUGAGCACGUAGUGUACGAGAAAAAUCCCAGCGUGGGCGGCACUUGGUUUGAGAACCGAUAUCCUGGCUGCAAGUGCGAUGUACCUUCGCACAACUAUCAAUUCUCCUGGCGUCCCAAUCCCGAGUGGAAAGGAUUCUUCUCGACCUCGACUGAGAUUGAGGCCUAUCUGUGCCAAAUAUGCGAGGAGGAGCAAAUGCAUGACUCGAUACGAACGCAACACCAGGUUGAGCGAGCAGUCUGGGACGACGUCAAUGGUCUUUGGCGGUUGAGGGUACAUGAUCUCCGCAACGAUACAGAAUUUGAUGACUACUGCCAUUUUCUCUUGGAUUCAAGCGGUAUAUUGAAUCAUUGGAAAUGGCCCAAUAUUCCCGGCCUACAUGAUUUCCAAGGCCGCUUGAUUCAUAGUGCGGACUGGCCUUCACAGUUUGAUUACACGGAUCUGACUGUGGCUCUGAUUGGCAAUGGUUCAUCCGGUGUUCAAAUACUGCCAGAAAUACAACGAGAUGUCAAACAUCCCAUCCAUUUUGUGAGAGAACCGACAUGGAUCGUUCCUUCUAGGCUACAGAUUCUGGCUCAGGGAGCUGGAGACGGUAUCUUGGGUGAAGUGGCCAUGGACGAGAAUUCCAAUUUCACUGAAGCCCAAAUCGAGAGGUUCAAAUCCGACCCGGCCUACUAUCACAGGUUUGUGAAAGCAGUUGAAGAAGUUGUCAAUGGGAAUUUCCCGCUGACCUUGCAAGACACCGAGCUCGCAAAUAGAUUGCACAGCCAAGCGACUGCGUACAUGUCCCAGGCCUUGGGCGGAGACGACCGGCUCUGCAAGGCCUUGAUACCCGAUUUUCCAUUAGGGUGCCGACGACUGACGCCGGGUGUGGACUAUCUCGAAUCUCUCACAAAACCAAAUGUGAGAGUCGUGACCGAUACGAUCUCAAAGGUGGUGCCUGAAGGCUUGCUGUUGAUGACAGGUGAGAUCAUUCAGGUCGGUGCUAUAGUAUGUGCAACAGGAUUCAAUGUUUCAUUUUGUCCUCGGUUCCCGAUCAUCGGCCGCCGAGGCAACCUUCAAGACGUUUGGACUCGGGAUGUACCAAAAGCAUACAUGUCAUUGGCCGUGCCGAAUUUCCCAAAUUACUUCACAUUCCUUGGUCCCAAUGCACCAAUCGGGCACGGCAGUGUCUUUACCAUUACGGAGCACAUAGCAAAAUACGUAGUCCGCAUCAUCAAGAAGUGCCAGAUUGAGGGAGUCAAGUCUCUGUCGCCUCAUCAGUCCGCCGUGGAUGAAUACUUUGAGCAUAUUCAAAGUUUUAUGCCGCGAACGGCUUGGUCCUCCAAUUGUGUGUCCUGGUUCAAGAAUGGGACUCAAGAUGGCCCCGUCAUUGCUCUGCAUCCGGGGAGUCGUAUUCACUUCUUCCACAUGCUUGAUGCUUUUAGGGGCGAGGACUGGGAGUUUGACUAUUACAAUAAGAGAAAUCGCUUCCAGUAUCUUGGAAACGGCUUUUCGACAAGGGAAAUGGGAGGCGGUAAUUCCACAUGGUACUUGGAUCAGCCGGAUGUCUUGUAG
This is a messenger RNA of Pestalotiopsis fici W106-1, 1740 nucleotides long. RefSeq lists its product as uncharacterized. The record is from RefSeq and is a predicted model, not a curated record. Lineage: Eukaryota; Fungi; Ascomycota; Sordariomycetes; Amphisphaeriales; Sporocadaceae. The coding region runs from base 1 to 1740 and encodes 579 amino acids. The transcript is spliced from 5 exons.